UCCAUCCACCGUUGGAUGCAACAGGACUUCACAAAGCAGGUCCAUCCAGCCUGCUCGCUCUUUCAAGAGAUCCCUUGCACCACCUGAUCACUUCACCCAUUCACCUGCUCGCCCGGCGCGGGCUCACACGCUGAUCGAGCAACCAACCAGCUCCAUCAUGUCGAGCUCCACCCUGGCGCCUCCCACAGCGGACUCAUCGCGCUCGUCCAAUGUCAAUGCUGCGUCGUCCGGCGAAGACUCGCUGACAUCUCUGCGUCAUCGCCUUCGACUCAAUUUACCACCUUCUUCAGCUCACGCCGCUCCAGAAGAGGUCAAAUCGUUCGAGAUGUUGAGCUUGGAGAGGGAAGGGCAAAAGAGGAAAUUGAGGCUUGGUAGGAUGUCCUUUUUCAAGGAUGCGCUGCACCUUCGAUCAUCCGUCGUCUUCUCCGUACUGCCCACCUUGAUUCUGCUCAUGCUGUUCGCAUACCUGGUAGCAGCCGCAAAUUUGCGCUACGGCAAGCAAUGGACCGCCUCUUCCGUCAUCAUAGGACCUUUGUCUGUAGUCUUUGGUCUCUUGAUCGUCUUUCGCAACGGAACGUCUUACGAUAGGUGGUUCGAAGGAGCUAAGGAUUGGCAAAACUCUCUCUCGGAUGUCAGAAGCUUGGCCAGAUUCGUUUGGAUCAAUUGCGAUUUGGAGACGCUCAAAGGGGAUGAUGCAAAGGAUUGGGAGGAGAGGAAAAGAGUACACGUGCAGAGGAAAAAAGAGGCCAUCAGAUUGCUGGCGCUGUUUUUGUACGCUACCAAGCAUCACCUUCGAGCGGAGCACUCUCUCGAUCAAGACGAUUACGAGGGCUUGUUAUCGCCUGGUCUGAAGGCUGCAUACGAGCGCACUCUUACUCGCGGCUCGCGCCUCUCCACAACGUUCAACUCCGUCUCCGCACCCACCACACCUCGCUCGUCUUUUCUGGGUCGAUCGCGAGGCGGUGUCACAGCGGAUAGCGAGACGGCGCCGCUUUUGUUGGACGACGAAGAAGCAUCGUCGGAGCCUCUGUCCUACCAACUCCUAGCAGCUUCGCAAGGCAUCUCCCUACCUCAUUUUGUGCUACUGCAAUUUGGCAAGUAUCUGGCCAAAGCGAGAAGGAGGGGAUGUUUCGAAGAUGCGGGAGCUCCUAGCUUUGCGAUGAUCAACACGCUGCUUAAUCAGCUCACUACUAGCCUGGGAAAUCAGGAAAGAGUCGCUACCAUGACUAUUCCUGUCGUAUAUGGUAUCCAUCUCAAACAGUCUACUUUGCUGUAUUUGCUCGCUCUGCCGUUUGUACUGGUCAGCGAAUUAUCGUGGAGAGUUGUUCCCUUUGUCGGACUCGUCGCUUUCACCCUUGUGGGCUUAGAAGGUAUCGCUUCCGAAAUAGAGAGACCGUUCGGCAAAGAUCCGUCGGAUCAUCCGCUCGAUAUGAGUGCUGCGCUCUUCAGGCACGAAAUUGAGGUCAUGAUGCGCGUCGAACCUGGCGGAAUUCCGGAGGAAGAUGUAUUGUGAGGGACACACAACCUGUUUCGCGUUGAUUUGCCAUCUCUGGCAACGCCAAUCACUGCAAUAUACAUCUCUCGACUCCAUUGGGAGCGUGUUGGUGUCGGCAUUCGAAGAGUUGGGUCCGAGGAUCAUUUCGAACUUUCGCGAAGGACACGAAGGCAAAUGAUUUGCAAAUGCGUGCAAAGAAAGAGUAC
Ceraceosorus guamensis is the source of this 1701-nucleotide messenger RNA. RefSeq lists its product as hypothetical. The transcript is spliced from 9 exons. Gene Ontology annotation, molecular function: chloride channel activity. NCBI's taxonomy places the organism in Eukaryota, Fungi, Basidiomycota, Exobasidiomycetes, Ceraceosorales, Ceraceosoraceae. The coding region runs from base 158 to 1513 and encodes 451 amino acids. The record is from RefSeq and is a predicted model, not a curated record.